This is a messenger RNA of Trichomycterus rosablanca, 1515 nucleotides long. RefSeq names its product MARCKS-like 1a (gene marcksl1a). The transcript has 2 exons. NCBI's taxonomy places the organism in Eukaryota, Metazoa, Chordata, Actinopteri, Siluriformes, Trichomycteridae. Gene Ontology annotation, molecular function: calmodulin binding; actin filament binding. Bases 149 to 808 code for a protein of 219 amino acids. The record is from RefSeq and is a predicted model, not a curated record. Gene Ontology annotation, cellular component: cytoplasm; plasma membrane. Gene Ontology annotation, biological process: central nervous system development; actin filament organization.
GUCGGAUGUGAUAUCGUUCCUCCUGUCUUUUAAAGAAAAAACAACAAGCCAGGACUUUUCAUUUUGGGAGCUGAAUUUUCGGCUUUUGUUUCUUAAAUUCAGCUGUUUUUUUAUUUCUUCUGCUCUUGUUGUAAUUUUAAGUGAAGAGAUGGGAGCUCAAUUGUCCAAGGGUGGAGCUGCUGAGGUCGAGAGUGCCACAGUUAAAACCAACGGCCAGGAGAAUGGCCACGUCAAAACCAACGGCGAUGUGUCAGCCAAACCAGAGGGAGAAACUGCAGUCGCUGACGGGAACGGAACAGCCGAAGCCCCCAAGGAAGCCGCAGAAUCGGGCGACACGAUUGAGGCGGCAGCCGACGGCGAAGCCAGCGCCAAGCCUGCAGAUGCCGAGACGGGCAAGAAGAAAAAGAAGUUCUCCUUGAAGAACUCAUUCAAGUUCAAGGGCCUCUCACUGAAAAAAGGUAAAAAGAGCAGUGGGGAGGCAGCAGAGGGGGCGGCACCAGAGGAGAACGGCCAUGCCCCGAAGGACACAAAAGAAGAGGAGAACGCUGCUGCCGAGGCGGCACCGGAGGCAUCUCCCGAGGCGGCACCAGAGGCAGCUCCCGAGGAAGCACCAGAGGCAGCUCCCGAGGAAGCACCAGAAGCAGCUCCCGAGGCAGCACAGGCUUCCGAAGCUUCAGAACCAGAGCCUAAAACAGAAGAACCCGCCCCUGCUGCAGAAGCCACAUCCACAGAGGAGAGCGGCAAAUCCGAGGAAGCCCCCGCCGAGACCGAGGCCACGCCCACUGAGCCCGCACCAGCCUCGGAGUAACCCACUAGACCAGACUGUUUUCCCCAUUCCUUCCUUUUUGUUUAGUUUUUUGUUCAUUUUUAAAGAUUGAAUAUAUAAAGUAUACGUAUAUAUACAUCUAUAUGAGACUUGUGCCACAUCUUUCAAGUCUUACAGCAGUAACAGCAAAUGAGCCAACAACAUAGUAAAAAGCACCACUGUGGUUCUUUAUAUUUUCCCAUGGUCCUGUUCUCCUGUGGACACACGUACUGCGUAUCUAGACUGCGGUGGAAAUACAGACGCGCAUUUCUACCACGGAUUGGAAUAUUUUCAUCUGUAACAGUCUCAUAUCCCUCGGGUUUUCCGUCUCAGAUGUCGGCAGCAGGCGAGCAAAUUGACGAACCGUCAUUGGCGAUUAAAGGACAUUGUGAUGCCUCUCGAAAUAGCCUGUUUUUAUUUUUAGAAGGUCUACAUUCCUGCAUUUUUAACCCCUGAAAACACAUUUAGUGCUGUGCAGAGAAACUUUGGAGGGGUGGGCAGAGGUUACAGUUUAGUCUGAUUUUUAACAAGAUUUUGGAAGCGACAUGUAUCUCUCUUGACGUAGGGGUGUACAAGCCACUUUUAUCAGCUUCUUCUUUGUUCGUUUGUCUUUGUAUAUAAUUUUUUGUCUUUAUUUUGCUAACGUUUUUAAAUGUUACUGGUUUUAUUGUAAAAUUAAUGACAAAUAAAUUUUGGAUCUUCUCAUUCGA